CAAAUACCGGGAUAUGUUCUGCAGACCCUGAGAAGCAGACCAGCCAGGGAGACGAAAAACCCGCCCGCCGGCAUGUAUCAUGCCUGCGGGCUACGGCUUGCGACUUGACCUGCUUUCAGGGACGAUCGCCUUUCUGCCUAAAUUCAACAUCGCGCCCCAGUGCCCGUCUGCCCCACGGGGAAUUCAUGACGGGAAAGGGAGUCGUGGCGAGCAAGACGUCGUGCCCACUGCCCCCGGGGCCCCCGCACUUUUCUACCCCAUGGGCCCAUAGUCCUGAUGUGGCUGCCGGAAGGCAUCUUGGCGGACCUCCGGGGUCUACAAGUGCCGAACGUAGCAGGCCAAGAUGUCGAUCAGCCUCACAUGAUGGCGUCGUCGAACAAAAUCCUGGUAUUACGAAUUGCCCCGAGCCGGUAGAAUGCGAACUGCCCGAGCGAGGGAGUUGAGGGUUGAGGGCUAAAUCGAGUUGAGAAGGUGGCAAGAAGCAUUUGACGUUCAUUCAGGGGU
Sodiomyces alkalinus F11 is the source of this 504-nucleotide messenger RNA. RefSeq lists its product as hypothetical. Lineage: Eukaryota; Fungi; Ascomycota; Sordariomycetes; Glomerellales; Plectosphaerellaceae. The coding region runs from base 186 to 443 and encodes 85 amino acids. The transcript has 2 exons. The record is from RefSeq and is a predicted model, not a curated record.